Molecule: messenger RNA, 306 nt
Organism: Aspergillus fumigatus Af293
Lineage: Eukaryota; Fungi; Ascomycota; Eurotiomycetes; Eurotiales; Aspergillaceae
Exons: 2
Coding region: 1-306 (101 amino acids)
Source: RefSeq, a predicted model, not a curated record
AUGCAAUUCAAUCUUUCCACAAUCUGCCUUGCGGCCGCCACCCUCUUCGCCUCGCACACACUCGCAGCUCCAGCUCCCGCACCGGUCCCGAACCCAGUCCUCAUCGGCGGACCCAGCGGUCACGAUGCAGGCAACUCUGUCUGCUUCAAGAACUACAUCUACGGCGCUGCAUCAUGUCCCGGCCGAGCAUACGAGGACGGGACAUGCUGCAUCUCAGACGAGAUCGAAUUCAAAAUACCAGAGUCCAAAGCGGUUGCGGAACCCGCAUCCACGCGCGACGGUGCCGGUGAUGGUGACGCCGAGUGA